Molecule: messenger RNA, 918 nt
Organism: Cylindrotheca closterium
Lineage: Eukaryota; Bacillariophyta; Bacillariophyceae; Bacillariales; Bacillariaceae
Source: the annotation of a GenBank genome assembly
AUGGAUGAAUCCGAGGGAAACUAUGAAGCUUAUGACUUGAAGACAUGGUUAGACUUACCAGAGUCUAGCAAUUGGAUUGAAGUUUUGGAUCCCAAGGCCCACGUACUUGCCUAUUGGGAUCAAAGUGCACGGCCCGACGGUCGCAUGUUUUCCCAAGCCAGACCCACACAGACUGUUUCUUCCUUGUUGAAACAUUCCGCGGGGUCCGCCUUGGUCAAACAGGGUGAUACCAAAGUCUUGACGGCCAUUAGCAUUGAAAUUGGCCAACCGGCUCCAGAAUUUCCAGACCAUGGCGAUGUCAUGGUUAGCGUUUCUAGUACAACAACAUCCACAGCAUCCGCCUCCACACUUCAACCCCGGUUCUAUGAUCGACUCCAAGCUUGGUUGCAACGCAUGUUGGACGAUUUGUUGCCUCCCAAAUUGAAUUUACUAACGGGCAAGGCGUGCAUUCGAUUGGUUGUUUCCGUUAUGAUUUUGCAGGAUGCUGGAAAUCUCAUGGAUGCCUCCCUCUUAUCGUGCAUGGCGGCAUGGAAGAAUACAACACUACCAACGAUGGAUCACUUGAUGGAAUCGGAAGGGCGACUGUGGUGGAAGGAGAAUCUAAUGUCAUCGGUAUCCAACAGCGACACAACAACAACAACAACAACACAAUCUGCAAGCGAGCAAUCAAAGGAGUAUAGAAUAUCAUUGACCAUGGGGAUAGUACGGGAUGCCAAAUCAGAUUCAAUUAAAUUCUUGGUGGACCCGUCGUCGGAAGAAGAAAAGCAUACCGACGGAGAAUUGACGCUGGUGGUAGAAUUGCAAAGUCGAAAAAUUCAAGUGGAAUACACUGGGUCGAUGGGUUUGGAAGCGUCGGACUUUGCACUGGCGUCCAAAUUGGCCAAUGGUCGUGCAGACGAAUUGGUGUCCUUGCUAUAA